This is a messenger RNA of Pneumocystis jirovecii RU7, 1368 nucleotides long. RefSeq names its product metallodipeptidase. The record is from RefSeq and is a predicted model, not a curated record. NCBI's taxonomy places the organism in Eukaryota, Fungi, Ascomycota, Pneumocystomycetes, Pneumocystales, Pneumocystaceae. Gene Ontology annotation, biological process: proteolysis. Gene Ontology annotation, molecular function: peptidase activity. The transcript has 11 exons. Bases 1 to 1368 code for a protein of 455 amino acids.
AUGGCAUUUUUAGAUCGUUUUUAUGAUGCCGUUGAUGUUUUAUCAGAAAAAUUUAUUGAAAGACUUUCAGAAGCUGUAUCUAUUCCUUCUAUAAGUUGUAGUGCUUUGCAUAGGAAAUACGUUAUUGAAAUGGCGGAUUUUUUAUAUAAAGAAAUGAAAAAUCUUAAUAUUGAUAAAUUGAACUCCCACCUCUUGUUAUUGGAAAAUAUGGUAAUGAUAAGAAUAAGAAAAAUUCAUUUUGAUGUUCAACCUGCUUUAAUAAGUGAUGGUUGGAUUACGGAUCCAUGGGAAUUUAAAUAUGACGAGGAAACUGGUCGCAUGUAUGGUAGAGGUAUUUCAGAUGAUAAAGGUCCAGUUCUUGGAUGGCUUAAUACUGUUGAGGCAUUUCAAAAUGCAGGUAUUGAUCUUCCUGUAAAUCUCGUUUUCUGUUUUGAGGGCAUGGAAGAGAAUGGAUCAGUUGGACUGGAUGAAUUUGUUAAAGCAGAAGCUCAAAAAUAUUUUGCUGAUGUAGAUUAUGUUUGCAUUAGUGAUAAUUAUUGGCUUGGAACUAAAAAGCCAUGUUUAACAUAUGGACUUAGAGGUAUAUCAUGUUAUAGUGUAACUAUAAAAGGUCCUAAUGCGGAUCUUCAUUCUGGAGUUUUUGGUGGUAUUAUUCACGAACCUAUGACAGAUCUUAUCCAUCUAUUUUCAUCUCUUGUAAAGCCUGAUGGAACUAUACUAAUUCCUGGAAUUAUGGAUCAGGUAGAACUUUUGUCGGAGAAAGAGAAUGCUUUAUAUGAUGGUAUAUCAAUUACUAUGGAAGAUAUAUAUCAUUCGGCUGGGUCUAAAACAACAAUUUAUGAUAAAGAAAAAUGUAUUUUAAUGCAUAGAUGGAGGUAUCCUUCACUUUCUUUGCAUGGAAUAGAAGGAGCAUUUUCAUUACCUGGUAUUAAAACAGUGAUUCCUUCUAAAGUAUCAGGGAAAUUUUCUAUUCGUUUAGUGCCCAAUAUGAACCCUGAAGAUGUUUGUAUUUUAGUCAAAAAACAUCUUGAAUCUGUAUUUUUAUCCUUAGGUUCAAAAAAUACACUCAUUGUUGACUACCUUCAUGGAUCUAAAGCAUGGGUUUCUUCUCCAGAUCACCCGAAUUAUAAAGCUGCAGAAAAAGCUACUAAAAAAAUAUAUGGUGUAGUACCUGAUUUCACUCGUGAAGGUGGUAGUAUUCCUGUUGCAUUGACAUUUGAAGAUUGUCUCAAUAAAAAUGUUCUCUUGCUGCCUAUGGGACGAGGAGAUGAUGGUGCUCAUUCUAUAAAUGAGAAGCUAGAUAAAUCCAAUUUUAUUCAAGGCACGAAACUUUUUGGUACUUAUUUGUAUGAAAUAUCUAUAUCUUAG